ACGUUCACGAUUCAAUUUCCUCCAAAAGUCCGUGACAAGUCUUGCACUCAAGUAGAUUAAUUCCAUCAUGCGUACCACAAACGUUCCUAUUACUGAUGUCAGGCGACCCUUAGUGAAUAUUUUUGUUUGGUUUCAUCAAAUAUCUUUUCCUUAUUUGCGGAUACAGUCAAGUUCAACGCCAAGGUUACGUAAGCUUUCCAUUGUCAUGAUACCUAUAUGUUUAGAUGGUGUAACAUCUUGACCUAACGUCGCCUACGAAAUGGAUCCGAAGAUCAAUCUAGCAAAGCACAUAUCUCUCCAACGCGCAGAUGGUGUUUCUGGGGUUUGGCAGUUACCAAUUCGUGAAUCAUUUGAUAGUGGUACCGCGUACCGCGAAGGUGUGAGUUUUGGAGGCGGUUGACCGGCAAACAAAAACAAACCAUUUCGAUGAACUGCAACAUUAAAACCGCCACAUUUGUUUGGUGUUUGGUGCUCUUGGGACAUAUUGAUCCAGUGGUGUCAACAAUCAGAGAUUGUCUUACGAAUAUCAAACUGCCGAAACUGUUCGAGUACGAUGACUUCGACGAGUGCAGAACAUGGAACCCUAGUUUUCGAUACUGUGUUGUUCAAGCUGUUAUUCAACCAGACAACACUUCCCCUAUAUGGCAGAAUAUCAGUGUUAUAUCGGCCAAUAGACGUAAUUUUCCGCACGAUCAACUGGAGAGGGGAUUAUGUUUACAAAGAUGUUUGAAUCAGCUUGCUGUCUCACAUCAGAUAUCAGUUGGUUUGGUCGAAUCAAAUCUGAUUACGGAACAUGAACAAAAUGCAUAUUUUGGCCAAUGCCUAAACCUGGAACUCGAAACUUCUUACAACUUGCAUGCAACUACAACCGUUAUGAACUGUAUCACAGAAGAUGAUUUUCGGAUAUCUUUAGGUGCAGCUGAGAUAGUAUUCAUUGGGAUGGUUGUGUUGAUUAUACUACUAAUUGCAAUUGCUACUGCACGGGAUUUAAGGGGAGAUCUCAAAAAUCAAUGUAAGUAUGUUGAUAUGAACUAUCCCCAAAAAAGCUAA
This is a messenger RNA of Aedes aegypti (yellow fever mosquito), 1050 nucleotides long. RefSeq lists its product as uncharacterized. The record is from RefSeq and is a predicted model, not a curated record. The coding region runs from base 427 to 1050 and encodes 207 amino acids. The transcript is spliced from 4 exons. Lineage: Eukaryota; Metazoa; Arthropoda; Insecta; Diptera; Culicidae.